Messenger RNA from Vespula pensylvanica (western yellowjacket), 1243 nucleotides. RefSeq lists its product as uncharacterized. The transcript has 3 exons. Bases 337 to 993 code for a protein of 218 amino acids. NCBI's taxonomy places the organism in Eukaryota, Metazoa, Arthropoda, Insecta, Hymenoptera, Vespidae. The record is from RefSeq and is a predicted model, not a curated record.
CUCAGUUCUCUCCUUCUCCUCUAGUGUUCUACGAACCUUCUCCGUGUCGAAAGGUUUCAACGAACUUCCUGAUACGAUACAUUGCUACUAUCUUGAUCUGCUUCCUGAUUCGUUUUUAUCUGAAAGAUAGAAAAUUCGUUAAUACGUUAUCAAUUAAUUACUUAAUCUUAAAUUUUAAUUAUGUCGGUGUUAUCUCAUUUUUACUCGUAUUAAAAAUUAUCGUAAUAAUAUUAAAUUUUCUAUCACACAUAGAAAAAAAGAGAAAGAACAAACGAGGAAGCGCGGGCUUUCAGGACUCAUCUCAGUUUUUUGAACGUAUAUACUCUGAUAAAUAAGAUGGCAAGGCAGCAGACAGCCGAUCGAAAUAUACCUCACUUACGUGACAUUUUCGGUUUUGGUAACAAAUGGGAAAAUGCACGUAUGCAAGCCGAAGAAAAGGCUGCUGGACAUGACAGCGCGGUUUCAGUAGGUUCAACUUCUGGCGAAGAAGAAAGUCCGAAGAAUAGCAAGAAGAAGAAGACCAGAAGACGGGACAAUAGUAAGACCCUUACCGAGAGCGAUGUCAAACAUUUGGAAAGACAUCUUUCAAUGAAGAAGACGAUACGCAAGAAGAUAAUGCGUGAUCUUCAACAAGCCUUCGUUGAAGAUCCUAAUGAGUUCCGCGUCGAUGAUAUACCACCGGAACAACUCAAAGCUGAAAUCAAUAUUCAGAGUCUCAGUUUCGGUACGCCAUCUCAAAAACAGGGACGCACGCGUGGCAAUGCCGAGAGCACGUUUCUUGAUAUGCUUAGAGCAGGUGGUGGUUUAGAAAAAAAUGGUACCGACGGUGAUAGAGAUUCUGGACACGGUGGUUCGCCAACAAGAGAGACACCUAGUGCCCAAGAUACCGAUGAUGAAUGUAGCUAUAGCUAUGAUGCUCCAACAGCGAUGCCUCCGAAAAAAAGCGGCAACUUUUGGAGACGUUUUACUAUGAAAAAUCGUAAUAAACGAUAAGGAUCAAUCGUGUGAUGAUUUCAUUCGAGAGUUUCGUUGACCAAACGCGAGGACACAAACUCUAUAUCGAUAUUUAUUAAUUUCCACCCUUUAUUACCAUCGUACCAACGUAGUUCGAGCAGAGAUUUGCAACUGUGAUAUGCAUUGAAGUCCAGUCCUACCCCUUUUGGAGAAAGAUUCCUCAUCCUCAUCCUCAUUUUUCUCUUCUCUUCUCUUCUCUUUUUUUUUCUCUUCUCUUCACUUCUUUUUU